Messenger RNA from Pelodiscus sinensis (Chinese soft-shelled turtle), 2030 nucleotides. Lineage: Eukaryota; Metazoa; Chordata; Testudines; Trionychidae. The record is from RefSeq and is a predicted model, not a curated record.
ACUUCAGGGAGGGGCACAGCCAGUUGUAGCUGGAGGCGGGGCAAAGGCUGAGCUCAGGAAAUUGAAACUAACCCUGUUCCCCAGCCUGGAGGAGCCAUGGCCGCAGCGAGCCCUGUAAAAAGCCUGCAGGAGGAAGCGACGUGUCCCCUCUGCCUGGAGUAUUUCAGGGACCCGGUGAUCACAGCCUGCGGGCACAAUUUCUGCCGCGUUUGCCUCAGAAGGUGCUGGGAGGGACCCGGCCCAGCUCCCUCCUGCCCGCAGUGCAGGGCCUCUGUGCAGCAGGGCCCCCUCCGGCCCAACAGGCAGCUGGCAAACAUGGUAGAACUAGUCAAACAGCUGAGUUUGCAGGCAGUGAAGGGGGCGUGCAAGGGUGGGGUGUGUCAGGAGCAUCAGGAGGUGCUGAAGCUGUUCUGCGAGGAGGAUCAAGCCCCCAUCUGCGUGGUCUGCGACAGGUCCCGGGCUCACCGCGCGCACACGGUGCUGCCCAUAGCGGAGGCUGCCCAGGAAUACAAGGGGAAAUGCCAGGCCCAUUUGAAGACUCUGAGGGAGGAGAGAGAAAAGCUGCUGGGAUGGAAAGCGACAGCAGAAGGGAAAAGCCAGGAGUAUCUGAAACAGACACAAGCCGAGAGGCAGAAGAUUGUGGCCGAGUUUCAGCAGCUGCGACAGUUCCUGGAGGAACAAGAGCGACUCCUGCUGGCCCAGCUGAAGAAGCUGGAUGAGGAGAUUGGGAGGCUCCAGACUGACACUGUCAGGAAACUCUCUGCUCAGAUUUCCCAUCUCAGUGAGCAGAUCGGUGAGCUGGAGGGGACGUGUCAGAAGCCAGCGAGUGAAUUCCUGCAGGACAUGAGAAGCACCUUGAGCAGGUGUGAGACGGGGCCAUUCCAGCCGCCAGAGGAGAUUUCUCCUGAACUGGGCGAGCGAGUCAGGGGUUUCUCCCAGAAAACGACUGUGCUGUCGGAGACGCUGAGGCAGUUUGCAGACACUCUGCCCUCUGCACUGGAGAGAGCAAGAGGAAAAUCCUUGGGAGCUUUCAGACAAGUCACUCCGCCGUCUGCCCUGGGGACACAAGUGGGGGAGCCUUCUGGAGCGCACAGACUGGCGACUGUGACUCUGGAUCCAGACACGGCUCAUCCCAACCUCGUCCUGUCUGAGGAUCGGAAACGUGUGAGACAGGCAGACACAGCACAGACACUGCCCGACAACCUGGAGAGAUUUGACUCUGUGUCCUGUGUGCUGGGCUGUGAGGAAUUCACCUCGGGGAGACAUUGCUGGGAGGCGGAGGUGGGGGAACGCUGGGCCGUGGGGGUGGCCAGAGAGUCUGUGAGCAGGAAGGGAGGGAUCAGCCUGAGCCCUAAGAGUGGGAUCUGGGCUGUGCAGCGGUGGGAGGGUCAAUUCCUGGCUCUCACUGGACGUGGAACCCUCCUGCCCCGGGGCCGGAUCCCCAGCAGGAUCCGGGUUUGUCUGGACUGUGACCAGGGGCAGGUGACAUUUAUCGAUGCUGGUGACGAGGCCCCGAUCUUCACUUUCCCGCCGGGCUCCUUCCCUGGGGAGAGAGUCAGCCCCUGGUUCUGGGUGGGGGCUGGAUCUGGGCUCCGACUGUGUCCCUGAGACACCCAGGAACCUUCUAGCCUCACCUCCCCAGUCUCUAUCACAUCUCUCUGUGCAUUGUCUGUCCUGCCCUUUCUGUGACCCUGGACAUUGCUGCAGGUCUCAGCUCUGGCCAGUCCAGCCCAAGGGAGCAUUGAGUCAGUGAGGCAGAGGACCCAAUCUCAUGCCCCCAGGGACUGUGCAGCCUGUUUGCCACUGUCCUCUGUGGACCAGAGGGACUCUGGGGACCCUGGGUCAGACUGUCACUGAGCUGUGCGGGGAGGGGCAAAAGCCCACUGGGAAGGAAAGAAUAGACUUCGCUAGCCACAGUCUACUGGGGUAUGUCUACACUACAAAGUUAGUUCGAAAUAACAGGAGUUAUUUUGAAUUUACUUUAAUAGCAUCUACACAGGCAAAUCGCUAUUUCGAAAUAAAUUCAAAAU